Messenger RNA from Hydra vulgaris (swiftwater hydra), 2464 nucleotides. NCBI's taxonomy places the organism in Eukaryota, Metazoa, Cnidaria, Hydrozoa, Anthoathecata, Hydridae. The record is from RefSeq and is a predicted model, not a curated record.
AUUUGAUUCGUUUAGAAAAAAAAUCAUGUUUAGUGUAAACUAUCCUUUGCAGAAUUUGCAGCAGUAAUUUGAUUGGUUGGAAAGAUCGGUAAACAACACAAGACAAAGAACUCCGUUUUAAAAACAAAGUAUUUCCUUAAAAUUUUAACGUCUAAGCAUGGUUUACAACUUGAUUGAUGAUGUACUUAAAAGAUUUAAAACCGAUAAUCUUGCCGAUUUAAAUACUUUUUAUGAAACUUUAUUGGAUACAUUUAUUUACAACAAUAACAAAAUGGUUAGUAACGAAGGUCUUUUAAGUUGUUUUAUUGAUGGCACAAUAAGAAGAAAUAUAUGUGCCGAAGUUUGUAUCCCUUCUUACUUAAAAGACAAUAAAAUGCAUUGUAUUGCUCUAAGGUCUGAAGCAUCUGGAAGUUGUAUGUACAGCUCUGCAUCAUUAUUUUUUGUUGCUGACAAUACACUGAUGGAUGUGUUAAGAGUUUUAACAUCCCUUGAAAUUUAUAUACAUGCUGAUUAUUACUGUAAGCAUCCUUUAUUUUCAAAAAUAUUUUCUGAUUAUAGUUCUCAUUUUAUUAAUCUCAAAAGUUUGUUGUGUAUGUCAGUAUCUCAUUCCGCAUUAGAUUCUGGCUUCGAAAAUAAUAAUAUUAUUAAAGCUGAAGCAAUUGCAAACUGUGAGAGCACAGAAAAAUUGGCUGGUUUUUUAUGUUUGUUAGGUUUAUCAUCGGUUCUUUCUUGUAAUAUUGUUUCCUGUUACCCAGAUUUUAGUGUUGAAAAGUAUAAAAUAUUUUUUAACCAAGAGAUCUCACCACGUACUCCCAUUAAAUUUUGUUCCAUAUUUUACAUUUUGUUUUGUUAUGAUGGGAAUUUUCAGUCAUGUACAUUUCAGCAUAAUCACUAUAUCCCACUAAUUUUUAUUCCUAAAAAGCGUAAACUUUCCAGUAUAUCAAAAAUAAUAAUUUCGAAAAAAUUGCUACCAGUCUUGUCACCUAAUAAAUUUCUAGAUACAAAACAGACCAUUGAUCAAGUUGCUACAAUUGUACCCAGUACAGAAGCUAAAAAUCCAAAUAAAAAGUCUUACUCUAUCCUUACAUUCUUUCAUAAAACAAACCCAGACUUAGAACCUACUAGUGCAAUCUUACAAAAUACAUCUUGUAUUCUAAAAUCAAAUAGUUUUUCUUCUCAAUUAGCAGUGUCUUCUUCUCAAUACACAACAUCUUUUCAAUCAUUAACAUUAAAUAAAGAUGUUUCUUCUCACUCAAAAACAUCUAAGAACAGUGUUCUAUCAAAAUCUUUUUUUACAAAAUCAAAAUCAAGCAUCAGGAAAGUACCUAAUUUUUAUAAUAAUAAUAUUGAAUGCCCUUCAAACAUUUAUUUACCACCUAAAGAAGUACUAAAUGCUCUCCAAUCACGUAAGUUAACACAUUUGUAUUUGGAGCCUUUCAAAAAAUGGUCUGAUGCUAUUAAAUCAUUUUCAAAUCAUGAGUCAACUAAAAAUGGUUUACAUGCAUUUACUAUGCCUGUUUUUAAUAUUUUUUUGAGUCAUUCCUUAGGCAUAAGUCAACUAAUAAAUGUCAUCAUUGAUACUAAUGUAAAAGAAAAAAUAAUAAAAAAUCGCCAAAUACUUCGUCCUAUUGUUGAUGCUAUAAUUUUUUGCGGUCAAACAAAUACACCUUUGAGAGGCCACAGAGAUGAUUCACAAUAUCUUCCAGAGGCUGAAGAGUAUUCGAAAUGUGGAACUGAUGAAGCCUGUGACUCAUCUACUAAAGAGCAAAUGUCAUUAGUUUUACGAUUUGUUGAUAGUGAUUUCAAUAUCAGAGAAGACUUUAUUCAAUUUAUUCAUUGCAGUGAAGGAGGACCUGUUCUUUUCAAAAAAAAUCGUUCAAAUGUUCCAUCAAAGUCUGUUUCAGAUUACUUCAAAAGAGCUGUUACUAUCCCUCUUAUAGAUCAUGUAUCUACAUCUAUAUCUACAAGAUUUAAAUCAGCAACUGUAGCUGCAUAUAAAGGGUUAUCACUUAUUUCAUUUAAUAUUAUUUCUUUACUUAAAAGAUCCAAAUCCCAAUUGUGUUGGAGGAAGCAGUUUGAAACAUUCUGUGAUUUUUAUAUAGAUGAUUUCCCUAAUAUCAGUGCCUUGAAUGGGGAACUAGUUCUUUGGGAAAAAUACUGGGAAACUUUCUCUGGGACUAUUCCUUACAAUAUAUCUUUAACUCUUAAAUCGAUAUCAUUUCCUGGAUUUGAAAAUAUUAAGAUAGCUUUAAGGAUACUUGGGACACUUCCUGUUAUUUCAUGUGAGUGUGAGAGGAGUUUUUCUGUUAUGCGUCGGUUAAAAGACUAUAUGAGAACAACAAUGUCAGAAGAUCGACUUAACGGUUUGGCAUUAAUGUAUAUCCAUCAAGAAAUUGUUCAUUGUAUUGAUAAUGUUAUCAAUAGAUUUUCUAUAAAAAAUAGACGACUUGAUUUCAAUGAUUAG